Messenger RNA from Cooperia oncophora, 285 nucleotides. The record is from the annotation of a GenBank genome assembly. Lineage: Eukaryota; Metazoa; Nematoda; Chromadorea; Rhabditida; Trichostrongylidae.
AUGGACGAGAAAUCGCAAAUGCAUCAAUCGGUCAUUACGGGAGUCUUUGAGAACGGGUUUAUGGGAGCUGAAAUUCCUGAAAAAUAUGGCGGUCCAGGAUCUUCAUUCUUCGAUGCGAUACUCAUCAUAGAAGAACUUGCCAAGAUCGAUCCGUCAGUAUCGGUAUUCGUUGAUGUGCAAAAUACACUCGUGGCCCCUUUGAUAAUGCAACUUGGAACCGAAGAACAGAAACAGAAAUAUCUUCCAAAAAUCUCCACCGAGUGGGUAAGGUUGAACUUUAGUUGA